CGUCGGCAACAUGUGACGAGUGAGGGAAGUACUUAGGAGAGUAAUGUCUGGAUUUUUGAAGUACUGCAUUUAAAUUAAUUGUAAGCUGUAAAAGAAAGCAGUUCCAAAAUUUUUGUGCAGCGUUUGUGAGAAGUCAUGAAAUAGGCAUUUCGAAUAAUUUAAACAGGCGUACAAAAAAGUACUGUAGUCAUCUGAUUAAAUUGUUGCUUGGAGUGUCUGAUAACCUUAUUAUGUUUAAAGUUUUUUAUAUAUUUUUUCAAAACUGAUUUGCUAUGGUCUUGCGUACAUUGUUGCGGGCUGUAAUUGUGGGCCCUCCGGGGUCUGGAAAAGGCACAGUCUCGGACAGAAUCGUAAAAACUUUUGGGCUAAAACAUCUUUCUAGCGGCGACCUGCUAAGGUCAAACAUCAAUGACAAGUCAGAAAUUGGAUUGGUUGCCAGAGCUUACAUUGACCAGGGACAGCUAGUUCCAGAUGAUGUUAUGACACGACUGAUCCUGCAGGAACUGAAGGUUUUGGAGCAACACUGUUGGCUUUUGGAUGGUUUUCCAAGAACAGUCACUCAAGCUGCAAGUCUUGAUAAAGCUUAUCAGGUGGACACAGUGUUAAACCUGAACGUGCCCUUUGAGACUAUCAAACAAAGGCUUACAGCUCGCUGGAUCCACCCGGCUAGUGGUAGAAUCUACAAUACAGACUUUAAUCCCCCCAAAAUUCCUGGGAUUGAUGAUGCCACAGGAGAACCUUUAAUUCAGCGUGAGGAUGAUAAACCUGAAACUGUCAUCAAGAGACUGCAGGCUUAUGAAGCACAAACAAAACCUGUUCUAGACUAUUACCGGAGUAAUGGAGUACUUGAAACCUUUUCUGGGACAGAGACAAAUAAAAUCUGGCCUCAUGUACAUGCCUUCCUUGCUUGUAAAUUGCCAGUUGUAAACAAGACUGAAACGAGUCCUUAAUGUGUGAGGCUGGAACUGCUUGUUCUAGAAGAAAGAAAAAGUUGCUUUUAAAAGAUGAGCAUUGAUAUUUCCAGAAAAUGUUAAAGGCCUUAAGACUGUAUUUAAUGGAUGUUUAAUAGAUAUAUUACUAAUGAUUAUAAUAUGUUCCACUGACACAGUAGGCCAGUGUUAAGUUUUUGUAAUAAACUGGGGAAAUGGAAUUAAUGUGCACUUAAUUUGUAAUUUUAAAACCAUGGACUGUUUUAAGUAUUUUAAAAGUCACAAGGUAGAGGACAGCACAUUAAGCAGGGCAAGGCCUUAUUUCUGGUUUAGUUUUCUCUUAAAUUAAACAUUAUCAGUUAGAAAUUGAUGUUAGUCUAAAUACCUUUUUCAGGGUAGCUAGUCUCUGGUUAAGUUUUGGGCUAUAAGCCACAUUGUUUCACACAUUAACAGCAGUCAGGUGAAAUUUGGGGCCUUUUACCACUGUCAUCAAACUGUGAAAGUUCAUUUUUAAAUUAUUUCCCUAUUUAAAAGAGGACUUCCAUUAGAAACCAUUUGAGUAAAAUUAACAAGAUAAAAAUGAUGUAUGCAACUGUUCACUUGCUAAGCUUAAAAACUAGGUCUCCGCAGUCAGUAUUGCACUAGACUUUUGCACUGCAGAAAUAACUUGAUUUGUGGUUAGCUUUUGUUUGCAGUUUAACGGUUGAAAAUUUAACCCCCAAAAAAUUAAUACUCAAAAUGAAGAGUGCACAUUAAGAGACUGCGUAUGGGUUGGAGUUGGGAGGUGUACUUGAAAUGUAGGGCAGUAACAGUAAUAUCCUUAUACCUCAGAGAAAUGCAUUUAUGUCCUAGACUGUACAUCAUGGAAGAAUUAUUCAGACCUAUAGAUCUUGUUUCUUUUUGGAGGAGAAAAUGUCAUUUAGAAAAAUUACAAUACAUAUGAAGACAUGCUAAUAUAACACUUCUCAGCUACUGAUAUUGCUUUUUUUUUUUUUUUUUUUUUAUGACCAGGUGGUGAAUACUAGCACAUGCAUGGGAUUUUAAUUUUCAUGGUGAUAUUAGUCUGACACUUGAAAAAAAAAAAAACAUUUUGCUUUUAUGAAUGGUGUUGGUAAUUUUCACCUUCUUCCUGUGAACCAUGAUUUUAAGGUAUUGUCUAAUUACACGUUUAAUAAUUUGGAUAGAAAUAUGAAAACACCUGAGUUAUUCACAAGUCUUCUCAGUAGAGGUGUUACUCCCUUUUGCUUGCCCUAUAUUUAUAAAACAGAACGAUCAUGGUACUGGUAUCUUAAUUCUUAUACCCAUUUGCAUUCACCUCCAUGGCUGGUAGUGUCUCAGAAUGAAUUGGCCAGAAGGGCAGUACUUUUUGCAGAAGCUAAUAUCUUCAUUGUUUUCAUGUUAAUAAAAGAAAGUAAGAAGAAAAAAUCAGACAUGAAUGUUUUGUUGUAUUAUAUUGGGCAUUUAAAAAUAGUAAGAUAUGCUGCUUUAAUUGGGAAAAUAAUUGAUAAGCUAGCAAAACUUCUCUUCUGUACUUGAGUAAUUAUAAAAACAGAACAAUAAAUAUUGAAGGGAUGUACAAAUUGUUUGCUGCAGAAACGGAGAUACUUUGUUUCACACAAAUAAUUUCAUUAUAACAGCACAACACAGUCAUGAAUGUUCUAAAAUUCUGUUAAAAAUGCUUCACAGAUGUAAUUCACAGUGCAGAAUGAACAGUACGGUUGAUUGCAAUAAAUAAACAUUUAAGUGAUAUGUAA
Messenger RNA from Protopterus annectens (West African lungfish), 2683 nucleotides. RefSeq names its product adenylate kinase 3 (gene AK3). Gene Ontology annotation, cellular component: mitochondrion; cytoplasm. NCBI's taxonomy places the organism in Eukaryota, Metazoa, Chordata, Ceratodontiformes, Protopteridae. Gene Ontology annotation, molecular function: ATP binding; AMP kinase activity. Gene Ontology annotation, biological process: nucleobase-containing compound metabolic process. The record is from RefSeq and is a predicted model, not a curated record. The transcript is spliced from 5 exons. The coding region runs from base 273 to 950 and encodes 225 amino acids.